AGUUAAUUCAGUAUGGCGACAAAGUCCUAUUUGUUUUCUCUCGGUCUUUGCAUCCUUCUCUUGCAUGGUUGUGUAGCUCAGAUAGAGCAACAAGGAGGAGGAUGGCAAAGCCAGCAGCAGCAACGACAGCCACAACGUCGAUACCAAGCAGGUCAAAGCCAAUGUCAAAUCCAGAGCUUAAAUGCUCAAGAACCUAACCGCAGAUUUGAGUCAGAGGCAGGUGUAACUGAGUUUUGGGAUCAGACAAAUGAACAAUUCGACUGCGCCGGUGUAUCUGCUACUCGGCACAUUAUCCAGCCUAGAGGACUUCUUUUACCUUCUUUUGACAAUGCACCAAGACUGAUGUACAUAGUUCAAGGUAGGGGAAUGACUGGAGCACUCAUUCCUGGAUGCCCUGAAACAUUCCACUCGAUACAGCAAACUCAACGAUUGAGAGAAAGAGGACAGCAACAGAGAUCCAGAGACCAGCACCAAAAGAUUCGCCAGAUCCAACAAGGAGACAUCGUGGCUUUGCCAACCGGUGUAGCACAUUGGUGCUACAACGAGGGUGAAACCCCACUUGUCAUGGUUGUUGUUCAUGACACCAGUAACAAUGCUAACCAGCUUGACCGUAACCUCAGGAAAUUCCAACUGGCCGGAAGCCAGCAAUCACAGACUGGGACGGCGUACCAACAACAACAACAGCAGCAACGUAGAGGGCAGCAAGAGAUCCCAACAAACAACAUUUUCAAUGGAUUCAACGUUGAGACUUUGGCUGAGGCUUUUGGUGUGAGUACUGAGACAGCUAGAAAACUACAAGGACAAGAUGACCAGAGAGGUAACAUAGUCUUCGUUCAAGAAGGACUUCAAGUGAUUAGGCCACAGAGGGGAGAAGAAGAGGAGAGUGAAGAGCAAUACCCAGUAACUAAUGGAGUAGAAGAGACUAUCUGUAGCAUGAGACUCAAGCAAAACAUAGCCAACCCAACUCGCGCUGAUAUUUACUCUGAAAAGGGUGGAAGAAUCACUAGCCUUAACAGCCAAAAGUUACCCAUCCUUAACUUCAUCCAAAUGAGUGCUGAGAGAGGUGUUCUUUACCAGAAUGCACUAGUGGCACCACACUGGCACUUAAACGCCCACAGUGUGAUUUACGUUACAAGAGGAAAUGCAAGAGUUCAGGUUGUAGGCAACGCCGGUCGUCAAGUCUUCAAUGGACAACUCAAUCAAGGACAAAUUUUGGUUGUUCCUCAGAACUUUGCAGUGGUGAAACAAGCUGGAAAUGAAGGAUUUGAAUGGGUAGCUUUCAAGACUAACGACAAUGCAAUGAUGAGCCCACUAGUUGGAAAGACUUCUGCUUUGAGAGCAAUGCCUGCAGAUGUGCUAAUGAAUGCUUAUCAAAUCUCAAGGGAAGAAGCUAACAGGUUGAAGAAUAACAGAAGAGAAGAGACCAUGAUACUUACUCCAGGACUUAGCUCGCAGGUUAGACUUGCGCUCAAGUCUGAGACCGUGAGUAAUUAAGAUGUCGUACGUGUUUUUCUUCUAGCCUAGAUAAUAAUAGUAGUAGUACUAGUAGUACUAGUUUGGUUAGCUAGCUUGGGGUAUUAAUAAAAGCUGCUACAUAUAUAAUGCAGUAUGUUACAACUAGU
Messenger RNA from Papaver somniferum (opium poppy), 1622 nucleotides. RefSeq names its product 11S globulin subunit beta-like. NCBI's taxonomy places the organism in Eukaryota, Viridiplantae, Streptophyta, Magnoliopsida, Ranunculales, Papaveraceae. The record is from RefSeq and is a predicted model, not a curated record. The transcript is spliced from 3 exons. The coding region runs from base 13 to 1494 and encodes 493 amino acids. Gene Ontology annotation, molecular function: nutrient reservoir activity.